This is a messenger RNA of Xenopus tropicalis (tropical clawed frog), 1823 nucleotides long. It is a transcript of the gene astl3a, whose product is annotated as astacin-like metallo-endopeptidase 3a gene 1. Gene Ontology annotation, cellular component: cortical granule. The record is from RefSeq and is a predicted model, not a curated record. Gene Ontology annotation, biological process: proteolysis. The coding region runs from base 51 to 1595 and encodes 514 amino acids. Gene Ontology annotation, molecular function: metalloendopeptidase activity; metallopeptidase activity; zinc ion binding. NCBI's taxonomy places the organism in Eukaryota, Metazoa, Chordata, Amphibia, Anura, Pipidae. The transcript has 14 exons.
UUGGGACACAAUACCAGGGAGAAGGGGAAAGACAGCAAUUCAUCCUUAAGAUGGAUGUGAGAAUAUCAGCCAUUCUGCUGGCCUGCAUCAUACAAUGUGCUGUGAGCUCACCUAUACAGGUUUUCUACUCAGAGGAUGAAAGACUUGCUGAAAACAAUGCAGUGGCCAAUAAGGACACUCUCAAAGCACAAGGCAAAGAGGAUACAGGGACUGCGAAGACACAGGACUCCAUGGACAUACACAGUAUGAUACUAGCAGCAAACAAAGACAUUAGGCUGCCUACUAGAGAAGGAGACAUUAUUCAAAAUCCAGGCCGUAACGCCAUAAACUGCACAAGCUGCCUUUGGCCUAAGUCUGCUGAUGGGACUGUCCCUGUGCCUUACAACUUCUCCUACAGCUACAAUGCGGAUCAGUUAGCUCUCUUUAAGACUGCUAUGCAGGAGUUUGAAACCUUAACCUGUGUGAGAUUUCGACCUUGGACAACAGAAUCUGAUUUUCUCAACAUCGUGUCUAAUGGCGGUUGCGCUUCUUCGAUUGGGAAAAGUGGGGGAGCGCAGAGAGUGGCAUUGGAUGCAAAUGGCUGCAUGUCCAUGGGGAUCAUUGAGCAUGAACUGAACCAUGCCCUGGGCUUCUACCAUGAGCAGAACAGAAGUGACCGGGAUGACUAUGUCAUUAUACAUCCUGAGAAUAUCCUACCAGACUCUCUCAAUAACUUCAAUAAAUAUGAUACUAAUAACCUUGGGACUGAAUAUGACUACAAUUCAGUGAUGCAUUACGCACGUGAUGCAUUUAGUAAAAACGGAAAAGCCACCAUUGAGCCCAAACCUAACCCAAAUGUUCCCAUUGGACAAAGGAAUGGACUUAGUGUUUUGGACAUUUCUAAGAUUAACAAACUAUAUGGAUGCAAUGUGUGCAGUAAUUUGCUUUCUAACCCGAAUGGGACAAUGAUCUCUGCCAAUUACCCCUCUGCAUAUCCUAAUAAUGCCAACUGUGUUUGGUUGAUUAGAACUCCAUCUGGGCAGGCUACCCUUCAAUUCCAAGCCUUUGAUAUCCAGUCAUCCCCAGGCUGUGUCUCUGACUACAUUAAGAUCUAUGAUGGUCCCAGUAAGACGUCCCCUGUGUUAGUGGACAGGGCAUGUGGUACAGGACUGAUCCCUAUACAGAUUGCCUCCACUAACCAGAUGCUGGUUGAGUUUGUCAGUGAUGGGGCAGUUACUGGCACCGGCUUCAAAGCAACAUACGGCUCAGUUCAGUGUGGUGGAGCUUUCUAUGCACCAACCAAGACUUUUACAUCUCCUGGUUACCCUGGAAACUAUUCCGCUAACUUGGACUGUGCCUGGACAAUCACCGCUCCCACUGGAUACAGGGUAUCACUGCGCAUAAAUUACUUUCAACUUGAGACUGGACCUUCCUGUACAUAUGACUCUCUCAACAUUUACAAUUCAACCCUUAGUGCUGUCAUGGGCCCAUACUGUGGCCUCAUAAGUUUUCCAUUUCCCCUUGUUUCCAAAUCAAAUUCCAUGAUGGUCACAAUGCACAGCGACGACUCAAAUCAGUAUAAAGGCUUUAGUGCUACGUAUACUUUUGUGAGGUAAAGAGAAUGGAAACUAAGGAAUUUAUUGUUACCGAACAAAGAAGAGUGACAGGCGUCUGCAGUAUCUUAUUUACGUUAAAUAAAAUAAUUGGGAAGAUUCUACAAAAAACUAAACGUACUGGAAAAUAUAAUCAGCCAUGGGAAGGGUUAUUACUGUGCAAUGAUAGAAUUAUGUUUAAAAAUGUAUAUAAUGUUUACUGAGAAAAAUAAAACUUGAUUAUUGUAGAUA